AUGGCAUCCGCGGAGGAGGCUUUGCCACGUCGUGUGACCGGGGAGCCAAACAAAGCCUUGCUGAAACUUAUGGAAAGAACAGGAUACUCCAUACGGCAAGAAAAAAGGCAAAGAAAGUACGGCGGUCCACCUCCCGACUGGGAAAGCCCGGUUCCUUUAAAGAGUUGCGAAAUUUUCGUCGGAGGUAUUCCAAGAGACUGUUACGAAGACGAGCUUGUUCCAGUAUUUGAGAAGAUAGGGAAGAUUUACGAACUGAAACUCGUAAUGAAACCCCGUUCUGCAUUCCAUAGAGGAUAUGGAUUCAUUAUGUACACUGACAAAGAACACGCGAAUCAAGCGGUAAAGGAGCUUAACAACUACGAAAUUCGUAAAGGGCAGCUCUUGGGUGUUCGCAAAACUGGCAGGAGAGUUUUGCACGUGGGGCACCUUAUGUGGACAACUACAGAAGACAAAAUUAGAAAGCUGUGCAGUCAAGUUGUGGGAAGAGACAAUGCUGUGGAAAGAGUAAAGAAGAUAAGAGAUCAUGCAUUCAUUCAUUUUAGAGACAGAGAUGCUGCUAUCAUGGCCAUGACUAAACUUAAUGGAAUGAAUGUUGAAGGUGCUUACAUUGAGGCUGAAUGGGCAAAAGGAAUAAAUCAGGCUAAUCAGGACUGCCACUUGGGUGAGGUUGAUAGAGCAUACAACAGAGGCCAGGAAGCGUUGGAAUCUUGGAAGCAGAAAGAAGUACCAUAUGUCAGGGCUAAUCAGGACUGCCACUUGGGUGAGGUUGAUAGAGCAUACAAUAGAGGCCAGGAAGCGUUGGAAUCUUGGAAGCAGAAAGAAGUACCAUAUGUCAGGGUAAGAGUUCCUCAUGUGGUAGGAUAG
Messenger RNA from Liolophura sinensis, 864 nucleotides. RefSeq names its product APOBEC1 complementation factor-like. The record is from RefSeq and is a predicted model, not a curated record. Gene Ontology annotation, molecular function: RNA binding. The coding region runs from base 1 to 864 and encodes 287 amino acids. Lineage: Eukaryota; Metazoa; Mollusca; Polyplacophora; Chitonida; Chitonidae. The transcript is spliced from 5 exons.